AUGUCUUCGUCACUUACGCCCACCCCGACGCCCACAGUAAAGGAUGGUGGCAGCACCGGCAGUGACCGGCACAGUGUUGCCGAGAACUUUCCCCUUUCUCUUCUUGCCGACUCGUUGUCCAAAUCGCGCCUGCCGCCACCGCCGAACAUGUACACAAUCAAGUUGUUCCGCUCCAGACGCUUAACCUACCGGCGGUACACCCCUCGGACCUCCUUGGGCUUUGCCAAAUCCCCUGACAAUCGAUCGACGACCGUCAUCAUCGAUGUCGUCGAUCAUAUACCAUCUGUCAUUUCCUCUCAAACGCAAUCGUUCAGGAACAAGGACCAGGGAGCAUGGGGCUACCUCAACGAUCUUCAGGCUUUUCUCCUUUAA
Messenger RNA from Cyclocybe aegerita, 372 nucleotides. The record is from the annotation of a GenBank genome assembly. Lineage: Eukaryota; Fungi; Basidiomycota; Agaricomycetes; Agaricales; Hemipholiotaceae.